GGGCGGGCGCAGGGAGGGCUCUCCUCCGGCCGGCCGCCGCCACCCCUCUCUUUCCCCAGAGGCCAUGGCAGCGCCGGGGGCCGGGCAGCUGCUCGAAGCCGCCGGUGCUGGGGCAGGAACGGAGCCGGCGGUGGCUGCCGAGGAGAUAGAACUGUCUCUGGAUGACAUCAUAAAGCGCAACAAGAAAGGACAGACAAACACAAAGGAAAACAGAUGGAAGCAGCCGCUCAAGAACUGGAAUCCAGCCUAUGGCAACAGAAGACACCGAUUCCGGGGCUGGGUACCAAGGAACGUGCAAGGACCCAGCAGGUUCAGAGGAGAGUUUCAAAAGCAGCAGAAUUACAGGAAGCCUUUCUGGAAUGGGGUGACCAAUCCCAGGAGGAGAGCAGCCCUUGGGCCAAAAGGCACGAGCCCGCUAAAUCGGCCAAGCUCAGCUCAACAGGUGCAGCAGGAAGAUGGGAGCAGGGAUGGCACAACACCCAGUACCCAGCAGAGGGCUCCCACAACGGUCAAUCGCUUUCGAAGGGCAGGAGCUGCUCCACCAAGCACCCAAAGUAACCAGCCUUUCCGGCUAAACCGAAGACCAGCUUUCUUCCAUAGGCAAUCCAGAUUCAACUUCAACCGAGGGCAAACAAAGUCCAAUGUGGUGGGGAAGCCUUUAAAGAGGAGGAGGUGGCAGCCAGAACCCAAUCCUGGAGGUGUGCUGACCGUUUCUGUGUCUAACCCCCAAGCAAGUCAAGCAAGCAUGCCAGGAGCCAAGCACCCCUUCCUGAGGGGGAGAAGAGGCCCAGAAAAGAUGAGCCGUUCCCAGCCCAAAGGCGUCCCCCUGAGAUUCAACUUCCGGGCUAUGGCUAACCAGACGAGCUUGACAUUGAAUGAGAGGUUCUCUGGGUUGAGGAACACACGCCAUUUCACAGCGAAGCAGAACACAGGCCGAAUGGUCACUCUGCCAUUGCAUUCGGUGAAGUCAGACUGGCUUUGCAAAGGAGCUUGCCCCUAAACCCAGUUGGUUGGUUGCCUGCCUCUGUCUGGGUGGUGGCUUGGCAUCACCAAAACACAGAGACCUCACACCCAAAGAUUUCUGCCCAUGCUUCAGACAUGCAGCCCUAAGAGUGGCUCUGACUCCCACUUUAGGCCCCUCUACCCCAGACUUCCUCCUGAUGUAGCCUACAGUCUGAUCCAGCUUUGAGGUAUGAUUCUGUAUGGCCACUAGUACUGUUGUGUUUUUGCCGGAGAGCCAUGUGGUAAGGAAGAUCUCUAAGCACGCUUCCUAGGGGUCCUCUUUAAUCCUCAGAUAUGCCCACAAAGGCAUGAUCCAGCACCCUCAUGCCACAGCUGCCUCUGGAGUGACCCUCCCUCCGGUAAGAGGCAUGCCUCACAGCUGAGUGCCUGGUUGUUUGUGUAGUGUGGGGGCAGGGAAUUUUGUGGGCUCCCAGAUAUUGCCAGAUCCAAUGGCCUUCUGCCCUAGCCAGCAUGGCUGACCGUCAGGGGUGAUGGUAUCCAACAACAUCUAGAGGGCCACAGAAUUCCCCAUCCUUGGUCUAGUGAAUUUGAGGUUCUUUGUUUGUCUCCCUCUGCCCCCUUUUGCCUGGAAAAGCACUUUGGCAGAUUCCUUUUGAGGGUUUGGUUGUGACAAGUUGUAGCAGCGCACUGAAUAAAACAACUUUUAGAAGCUGAAA
Molecule: messenger RNA, 1679 nt
Organism: Lacerta agilis (Sand lizard)
Lineage: Eukaryota; Metazoa; Chordata; Lepidosauria; Squamata; Lacertidae
Product: UAP56-interacting factor-like
Exons: 9
Coding region: 65-1000 (311 amino acids)
Biological process (GO): mRNA export from nucleus
Molecular function (GO): mRNA binding
Source: RefSeq, a predicted model, not a curated record